Panonychus citri (citrus red mite) is the source of this 1926-nucleotide messenger RNA. RefSeq names its product poly(A) RNA polymerase, mitochondrial-like. The record is from RefSeq and is a predicted model, not a curated record. NCBI's taxonomy places the organism in Eukaryota, Metazoa, Arthropoda, Arachnida, Trombidiformes, Tetranychidae. Gene Ontology annotation, molecular function: poly(A) RNA polymerase activity. Bases 327 to 1910 code for a protein of 527 amino acids. The transcript has a single exon.
AUCACUAAAUUUGAAUUGAGAAUUUAAUUUAAUCAUGUUGCCUAAUUAGUAAUUUAAUGUUUCUCUCCAUUAAUUGUUUUAUUUGACAUUUCGAAUAGUUUAUUAAUUAGAGAGCUAGUUGGCUGUAUUUUCUUUGAGAUAAUUGAAGUCAUUUAUUGAUGGAAAAUAAAAUCUCAGCUGAUGUUAUGUUCUCAUCACGUGAUAAUCUACACAUGGUUUACCUUUGAAUGGAAAAUUUUUUGUUGUUUUUUUUACAAUUUAAUUAUCUUUUUCUUUAAUUAGUUAUUGUGGUUUGUUUAAAUAUUGGGAAUUAGUUUUUUUUGUGUAUGUUGAGAAUGUUUCCAAUCAAUUGCUGGCGAAUUGGUGGAUGUCUUUUUUCUCGACAAUUGUUUUUUUCAUCUUCCAUUAACAGUAAACUCAACUAUUCAACAACGAAAACAUCAACCAUCCUUACAGAUGAUAAAUUAACUGGCCAAUUUUAUCAAAGUUCAUUUGAUUCAUUUGAAACGAUGAUAAAAGAUGAAAAUCUUUACGCUGAAAGUUGUAUUUUACUUGAGGAUACAACAAAAAAAUUAGAGUUUAUUUCUAAAGGUUUGAUGGAGCAGAUUUUAGACUCUCCGAUUGACAAAAUUUACAAAUAUUGUCUUAAAUCUCAUCGAUAUUGUUUAAUUAAACUGAAUGAUUAUUCAAUGUUUUUCAAGAAGAAUAAGAAAAAUUUUCUCCAUCAAUCAUUUCCAGUUAACUCGAGAGUAUUCACCAUUUUACCAAGUCAAUUCAUCACUGAUAAUUUGGAAAAGGAACCAGAAAUGAUACCCGAUCUAUUGAAUAAUCGUCAAUCUUGGUGGAAAUUGAUCAAUUCAACAAUUCAAGAAGAAAGUGAUUCAUUCAUAGAUACAUUGGCCAAUAGUGUUAUCCUUAAUGAAUUAGAAACAAAAUUGAGAUUUUUUCUCAACAAUCAACUAAGCGAGUUGAUUUGUGAUGGACCUUUCAAUCAACUGAGAUUAUCGCCUUUUGGUUCAUCCGUAAAUGGAUUUGGUUGGAACCAAAGUGAUUUAGAUUUAUUUUUAUCACCCCAGUCAUCACCUAGAAUUCAAGAUAAUGUUUAUGGUUUAAAUUUAGUAUCCAGUAAGACGAUGGUCGGUGAUAAACUGGACACACAAAGAAUUUUAAACAUUGUAACUGGAUAUUUAAAGGAUUUUGUCCCCGGUGUCCAGAAUGUCGCACCCAUACUUAUGGCUCGAGUGCCAAUAAUCAAAUUUGCUUCGACUUCAUGUGGACUGGAUGGAGAUUUAACAUUUUUUCCUGAUUCCAGGGACAGUGGAAUCGACAUUGCUCAUGUUCUCCAUGAAUUUUCUCGGCUUGACAUUCGAGUGAUCAAGUUGGUGGUAUUUACUAAAUUAUGGGCAAUGCAACAAAUUAUCACUCGAUCGGCUCCUGGUGUUUGGAUCAACAGUUUUGGCCUGAUGAUGUUGGUUGUUCACUUUUUACAAAUUCGAUCUCCUCCUCUUUUACCACCAAUCAGUCAACUUAAUGUGAUUUACGAUCCAUAUCAAGCUCGCACCAGUACCAAAAAAACCAAUGACCUGACCUAUGAUGAGACAACACCUUUCAUGACCUUGUUGACUGAAUUUCUCCAUCACUUGGCAACCUUUGACUUCGAUAAUUAUGGCUGCAAUGUAAUGGACGGAUUAGUGGUCACUAAGCCAACUUCUAGUCCACUUUACAUUGAAAAUCCAACCCAUAGGCAUCUAAAUGUUUGUAAAAAUAUUACAAAAAAUGAAUUAACUAAAUUAAUUUUGAUUGCCAAUGCAUCUCAUAGCAGUUUAUGUAAAGGAAACCAUGUUAGUCAAUUACUGAAGCCAUUUUCAAGAAAAUCAAUCAAUGUAGAAGAUUUUUUCAAAGAAGAUUAAAUUUCUUACAAACCGA